Sclerotinia borealis F-4128 is the source of this 1416-nucleotide messenger RNA. The record is from the annotation of a GenBank genome assembly. Lineage: Eukaryota; Fungi; Ascomycota; Leotiomycetes; Helotiales; Sclerotiniaceae.
AUGGCAAACCCAUCCAUGGCUUCUUAUACUUCUCAUUUCGACGCACAAAUGAAUCCACGCGAAGUGUUCCUUCUUGAUGUACAAGAGAGAUUUGCCAAAGUCAUGGAGAACAACAGACAACGUGAGGCAGAGCGCGUUCAUCAAAGCAAUUUUAACUUGCAAAUACCAUAUCUCCAUGCUCAAUACUGGGAAUCUCAGCAAAAUCAAUAUUCUAAAGAUUCUAAUUUUACCUCAAUACCGCAGCAGAAUAUGACUUCCCAAACAACAUACGCUAACACGCCUGUGCAUGGAGCAUAUAUGGCUAGACACCCUGUUCCUGUUAGACGAGCCACGGGGCAUAUGCAGAUGCCUAGCAACUCCAGAAACUUCGAAGCUGCGGCACCCAAUGAAAUUCCGAAUCCUUUCGGAUAUGGCCAUGGUCAAGUCGGAAAUCAAAUGUGGAAUCGUGGUACUUCGGCUACGAAUCAGCAUCAGCAAGAACCGCGACGACUUAGUCCCCCUCCCAAUUACUUCACUCGAUCGGUCACGUUUACCGAGAGUUAUUCUACCAAUCCCGUGAAUAAUUCUCAAAACAACGAAAUGCAUCACCAAAACCGAUCCCAAGGACAUGUAUCUCAUGAGCACAGCACAAUGGGUCAACACACGAAUAUGCCGCAAGAUCACGUCCACGUACCCCACACUGUCACCGAAAUGAACGAGGAGCUCAACAUGCCCAAAGAAGCCGUACCCUUCGCGGACCAAUUCCAAAUGGAACCAUCCAAGAGGCUCCUCCGUCGAAACGGCUCAUUGAUACCAGGCGAAGAACCUUCUCCACAUCCUUCUAGCAACUACAAAGGCAAUCCAGCGGCCGGACUUAUAGGUCUUCCCCAUCAUCUCAACUGCGCUCUCUGGCUCACAAACCUCCCCCCUGACAUCCAACCAUUCGAAGUAUUCGAAGAGAUCAACACCGGCGCAGUAUCCGCCUUCGAAAUAACUCGUCCGCAGGGAAUCUUCGUAAUGUCCGCCGCAAAACUAAUAUUCAAGCACCCCGAAGCCGCCGCGCGAUUCAUUUCCCAAAGCGAAGGUCCGACAGGAAUCAUUGUGCGACGACGCAGGAUAAAAGUUCGCUACAAUAUGUUUGGGCACCGCCGAUAUAGAAAAGAUGAGAGGACGCGAGUGCUGGCGAUUGAAGGGCCUGUUGAGCAUAUUGAGUAUGAAGAUCUCAAGUUGUAUUUUGAGAGUUUUUGCGAUCAUGAGUUGUCGGGCUGGGAAUAUGUUCCGUCGAGUAUUCCGGGGUAUAGGAAGUUGGUUUGGGGGUUUGCGAGGAUUGAUGGGCAGGCUACGCAGUGUUUGAAUGGGAUUCGGAGUCAUCCGGUUUGGGGAAAGGUGUUGACGGUUGAUUAUGCACCGGAUCCAUGCGGUAGAUUUUACCCAUAG